AUGGGGGAUUUCAAUAGCCGUACAGGAAACCUAGUAGCUUAUGUUUCAUUCGAUGAUAACUUUCAUAUACCAGUGCCAGAUAAUUAUACACCAGAUCAGUUCACACAAGAUAAAGUUUCUAACAAAUUUGGAAAACAAUUAAUAGAGAUCUGCUUAAAUAAUAACAUCAUAAUUAAUAAUGGUAGAACAAUAGAACAGGAGAGAAAACUGCUGGAUGAUGUUGCUAGGAGACAACAACGUGAGGAAGAUAUUAGGAGAAAGCAAGAGGAAGAGAAGAAGAGAAAGAAAAAGAGGAAUGAACGUGGAAUAAGAGAAGCUGAGGAAAGAGAAAGACAGCAGAGAAUCCUGAACGAAAAAAUGCGUGACCGUGGUAUUGAAAUUGAGGAGGUGCAGGAUGCACUGGAGGUGGAAAGGGAGCUGAAAAGACGUGCCGAGGAGUUGGAGGAACAACAGAAGAGGGAAGCUGAAGAAGCCAAGAAUGAAGAAGGAGAUGUUGAGGAUGCCAUUGCAAAAGAAAAAGAAGCAGAAGAAGCUGCCAAGAUUGCAAAAGAGAAAACUGUGAAUGCAAAGGAUGCUGUUGCUAGGAAACAAGCAGAGGCAGAAGAGAAGAAGGCCAAGGAUAGAUACAAGAGAGCGAGAAACAACCGAAUCAGAAAACAACUGAGAAAGGCGGUGAAAGAGAGAGAUAGAGACAAGAUCAAAUGGUCUGUGGGAGAAUUUAAAUUACAUAAAUUAUCUGAUGACCAUGGCGAUUUGAAGAAAGGAGAGAGAAUUCUUGCUGUACAUGAUGCCGAUCACAGGCUGAAAGACGCAAUGGACAGACGACACCUGGAUGACCUGGAUAAAACCAUUACGCAUGUCAAAAAGAAUGGCUUUGACGUUCAUUUACCGCAGAGGAUGAUUGAUGCUAAUAAGAUGCUGCUGAAAUUGAAACGUCUGAAACGACUGAGAGACGAGAUUAUGAAUUUGAAGCAAUCUACAGUGGCUGAGAUACGUAGCUACCAGAAACCGCCUCGGAUGGUGCAUCAGGUUAUGAUUGGCACGUAUCUCUUGCUCGGUGUUCCUGAAAAGGAAACUAAGGAGUGGAAAAAGAUGCAAGCAUUGGUGGGUAAGACUGGGAAAGAAGGUUUAAAGAGGCGUGUGCUGCAGUGUGAAAUCAGUGAAGUACCCAUUCCUAAAGCUAAAAGGGCUAAGCAAUUAUUAGAUGAGUUUGACUUGGAUGAAGUGAGAGACACCAGUGCUGGGGCUGCUGUGUUUUAUGUUUGGGCUGUUGCUACCAUUGAAGAGGUUGAGGACAGAGAAGAGAGGAAAGCAGCAGGUGAAGAUGUUGAUGCUGAAGCAAAACCUGGCGCCAAACGAGAACCUAAAAUUAAAAGGAAAUAUUGA
Molecule: messenger RNA, 1386 nt
Organism: Saccoglossus kowalevskii
Lineage: Eukaryota; Metazoa; Hemichordata; Enteropneusta; Harrimaniidae
Cellular component (GO): nucleus
Source: RefSeq, a predicted model, not a curated record